This is a messenger RNA of Lacerta agilis (Sand lizard), 1780 nucleotides long. It is a transcript of the gene RXFP3, whose product is annotated as relaxin family peptide receptor 3. Lineage: Eukaryota; Metazoa; Chordata; Lepidosauria; Squamata; Lacertidae. Gene Ontology annotation, molecular function: G protein-coupled receptor activity. Gene Ontology annotation, cellular component: membrane. The record is from RefSeq and is a predicted model, not a curated record. Gene Ontology annotation, biological process: G protein-coupled receptor signaling pathway; immune response. The coding region runs from base 265 to 1629 and encodes 454 amino acids. The transcript has a single exon.
GUCUGCCCGCCGCCUUUGGAUCUGAAAAGCUCCUUUUGCAACCGCCUUUGGAUCGGUGCUGGUCGUUUGGCAACGCGCAUCCCUCCUACCACCUCGUGGUCCAUGUGAGUUUAGCAGAAGGGAGACCCGGCCGGCAGCGCACCUUCAUCCUUGUGAAAAGUUCUCUGCAGGAUCCUCGUCCGGGACUUUUGUAGGAGCCGCCCUCGUUGCCUUCUAGCUCGGUCGGUAGGGUAGAGACGGGCCGAAGCUCCCGUCUGCCAUGGGAUGAUGGAUGCCCCGUGUGACUACAGCUACUGCUCCCUGGCUGCAAGCAUGAAGGACGUGGAGCCCGGAGACGCGCUGGGCUCCUUCUUCUCCAGCUUCCUCGAGGAGAGGCUGUCGAGCAACCGGAGCAACGCGUCCCUGCAGGAGCUUUGGAGGAGCCUCGUCCACCUGGAGCGAGCCGAUGGGCCGCAAGGGAGCGGCUCGCUUGUCCUGAGGGUCUUCAUCUCCAUCAUCUACUCCGUGGUGUGUGCCCUGGGGCUAGUGGGGAACCUCCUCGUGCUCUACCUGAUGAAAAGCAAGCAAGGCUGGAACAAGUCCUCCAUCAACCUCUUUGUGACCUGCCUGGCCGCCACUGACUUCCAGUUUGUGCUGACCCUGCCCUUCUGGGCGGUGGAGAACGCCUUGGACUUCACCUGGCUCUUUGGCAACGCCAUGUGCAAGAUCCUCUCCUACGUGACCACGGUGAGCAUGUAUGCCAGCGUCUUCUUCCUCACAGCCAUGAGCGUGGCCCGCUACCACUCAGUGGCCUCUGCCCUGAAGAGCAAAAGGCCCGGCGGACUUUGUGGGGGAUGCACUUCGGCCAAGUGGCUGUGCUUCCUCAUCUGGCUGGUGGCCAUCCUGGCUUCCCUGCCCACUGGCAUCUACUCCACCACCUCCACCAUCUACACGGAGGAGGAGUUCUGCCUGGUCAAGUUCCCUGACAGCCAAGGCAACAAUACCCCCUUCUGGCUGGGGCUGUACCAUGCCCAGAAGGUGCUGCUGGGCUUCCUCUUGCCCCUGGGCAUCAUCACCCUCUGCUACUUGUUGCUGGUGCGCUUCAUCAGUGACAGGCACAUGGGCUCCAGCUCCUGCGGUCCCAGCACCAAGCGCCGGUCCAAGGUGACGAAAUCGGUGACCAUUGUGGUGCUCUCCUUCUUCCUUUGCUGGCUUCCCAACCAGGCGCUCACCAUCUGGGGCAUUUUCAUCAAGCUCAACGUGCUGCCCUUCAGCAAUGCCUACUUCUUCUCCCAGACCUACCUGUUCCCCGUCACCAUCUGCCUGGCCUACUCCAACAGCUGCCUCAACCCCAUCUUCUACUGCCUCAUGCGCAGGGAGUUCCGCAAGGCCCUCAAGAGGUUGCUGUGGAGGAUCACUUCGCCUUCGCUCACGGCCAUGCGCCCCUUCACUGCCACCACCAAACCUGAGCAUGAGGAGCAAGCCUUGCACACCCUGAUGCCCAUUGACCCCAGGGCUGUUUCUGCUGCUCCAGCUGCUCCUGCAGCAGUCAGCUUGCCUGACAUCAUCUCAUAUCCCCCCGGGGUGGUGGUCUACAGUAGCCGCUCUGACUUCUUGCCCACCACCACGUCGGCUGAACUGCAUUUAUAAGCUUAAGGGGCUGAGUGAGACCGUGGAUCUCCAGGGUCAACAAGUCAGGGUCUGUGUUGGAGCGCACCCCAUCUUGGUGGAGUGGGGGAGCCAAGCAAUGUGCUCCUUGGAUUGUUCCAUUCCCAAAGGGGGGAGGGAAAUGUGUAAAAAA